CCCACGUCCACACUCCACAGUCCAGCCAUUCCCCGCUCGAGUCCAAGAACUUGAAUUCGCAGUAGAGCUCUCAUAGCUCUCUCCCAACCUCAUCAUUCUACAACAGCCACUACACCACCUCCACCAUCGUCCUCAUCCAGGACAAUAUCUAUCUACCUCUCGCCAUCCCCUAUGACUGCCCCCCCUGCCUCGCAUGGGGGAUUGGCAGGACCGCAUCGUUUACUAUCGUGAUUUCGCUUAUACUGCACGCCGACUGCGAAUGGCGAACGGUAACAUAGGCGAUGUGCCUGCUUCAUCUUAUGCCGAACUUCUCUCCGGUCCUAUGAUUGAUAUCUACGUUGGCGAGUCCAAGCGCCAUUGGGCUCUGCAUCGCAACCUGCUAUGCCACCAUUCCGAGACGCUCGAGGCAGAGCUGCAGAGCAGCGGAAAGAAGCAGAAGGAUAAACUCGAACUGCCAGAUCACGACCCGGCUGGCUUCGAGCUACUCGUGAAAUGGCUGUAUCAGGGCAGGCUUGACGACGUGUCCGAUCUGAUUGACGCAAAUCAGAAGUACGAGUAUGCUGUGAGUUGCCACAAGCUAUACCUGCUAUGUGAGCGAUUCGAUAUGCCUCAGCUCAAAAAUGUUGCUAUCGACCAAUACCGCAAAGGUCUGAACGAAGCGGAGCUUGUACCGGACGCUGAAGAGAUCAACGAAAUCUACCGCAAAAGUCCCUCGGGCUCCCCAUUUCGUACCCUCAUGACAAAGAUCGCGGCUCGACAAAUCAUGGACCCUGAGAGCCAUAGAGACGUCGGAACUUACCGCGAUUGUUUCGUUGACAAUCCCGAGUUCGCAAUCGAUCUCGUAAAUGCCAUCAAGCAAGGCACUGGUGGCAUGCUGUUCGUCGAUCCUACCGAUGCUGGCAACGAAUGCGAGUACCACGAUCAUGAUGCCGGGCCGAAUUGCCAUAUCAAGGGAAAGGGAAAGACCAAGCAAGCUCUCAAGGCCAAAGCCCCCCUUCACGACCCCAACUCCACCAAAUCGGAACUAUCCAUAAAUUCCGUCCCACGAGCCCUCCCUCACCGCCCUCCUCGCCUCAUUCCGAAUCCCCAGCCUCCAGCGAGGAGGCAAGCUCGCCUACAGGACGGGACCAGCGUGGGUCCUCUCCGCCGUCGCCUGACCAGUCCGGCAUCCUCUACAGUCGGGACGACGACGGAACACGCGAUGGCGAAGCCACUCAGCCCAACCGAUCAGAAGGAUCAGCCCUUGAAAGCACCACUCCCCGAGGAACGCCUACCAGACCCGGCGCAGGAGGAGUCACACCCAGUCCACGACGACCACCUCCCAAACUCCGAAAGAAACUCUCUCCAACCCCCGAAUAAUACAAAGGAUGAGCGUAAUGCACCUAUCGAGGCAAAUCAAGACACUACAUCGACCAUAACGGAUGACUCUUCGAAUAGGCGAGGCAUUUGGGAUUGGGCUAGGGCUGGGACAGGGAGACUGAACUUAAUUGGCUACAUCCCACAUCCUGAAUGGAAGGGACAGCCAGUUAUGGUGACAUCCAAGACUGCGACGGAUGCAGUUAACGGGGUUCUUCAAAGAAAAUCGAGUAACAGCCCCCAUGACGAUUUCAGUGUUCCGUCAACGACAUCGACGGGCACGAAUGGUGGGCAAUCGAAUGACGAAAUACUCGUCGCGAAAAUGGAAGGACUGGGGAUUUCGAGUGCAUCCGUCGACGAAGCAUUAUUCUCCCAGACGAAAGACUCUUCAGAUGACUUAGUUGCUGCGGCUUCCUCCAUUAAUGGAACUCCUUCUCCAAAAACAUCUAAAUCGGAUGCCUCGACGAUUCGGGGAGAUUUUGGCAGUCCGCCGGGAACCCCUUCGCCACCAUCUCGCAAACAGACACAGAAUGGAGGUGCAGAUGCUGCAUCGAGCCCCCAUCGAAUUCCUAAGUACAAGAUUGCGCUCGCAAGUAAUCUUCUUUCCUCACCUAGGAAAGCAGUUUCAUGAUACCCUCUCAAUAUCUUUUAUAAUAUUUACUUGGCGGACUCGGUUCAUGUCCUGUUUUACUAUGGCAGCUAUAUAUCAUUGUAAUCAAUGCGGUGUACAUGUGGCAAUAUAUAUAAUUUUUUGGACAACUGCAAAUAGUACCCCGUCUAAUACAUUCUUAC
Molecule: messenger RNA, 2148 nt
Organism: Aaosphaeria arxii CBS 175.79
Lineage: Eukaryota; Fungi; Ascomycota; Dothideomycetes; Pleosporales
Exons: 3
Coding region: 194-1987 (597 amino acids)
Molecular function (GO): protein binding
Source: RefSeq, a predicted model, not a curated record